AUGGCCGACACGUGUCCCCAUUUGAUUGGCGCGGAACGUGACAUGUGGCAGAAAGAGAGGAGGAUAAAUACAACUGAAAGUCUCCAAUUUCAGCUAUCCUUGCACAACACGCCCUCUUCUAGAAGAUUGCUCGAUACAGUGCAUUUUUUUAAAUGCUACAAGCCCGGCAUCAGAAAAAAUGGCAAACAUGAGGGACAUGGCAGGAUUCUUCAGGGUCGUGAGGGACUGUGGAAUGGAGCACGUCUGUUCCUCGAAAUGUACUUCGCUCUUCACUUGGGGAGUUUUCGAUUCAUCCGCGGAUUGGACCUGCUGUUCAGGGCAGUAGAGGAGAUGAAUGGGGCCCCGGCGGAGUCAGGAGAUGCUAGCCUCGACUCUAUUAUUGAUCCUGAUGGAAUUCAUGUCCUUCAAGGAACAGGAAGUCCUAAUCAGGAGUCGUGGCCACAUCUUGUCGAGGUGAAGCCUUCUACAGAGGUUGUAGUUUACUCGAAUUGGCACCGACCAGAUGGUCGGACUGGCUUGGAACGUGGUGAAACGGAGGGGAUCCUUCGCGAACUCCCAAGAGUAACUUCCUUGUUGAGCCAGCAGCCACACACGAACUUAAUUUUGGUUGUUCGCAUCUUCCUCUUGGAUAGGUGGUGCUUGAUCUUGAUUUCUGGGGGCGAAAAGGAGCUCUUCGAGGAAGAAGAAUGCUGUAUUCUACUUGGUCCAGUUGAGGAGAUCAACACAAUCCGUAAAAAUAUUGAAUUCUUUCUUAUUUGUAUUUUUUUUUUGAAAGGUGACCUUGUUUGGGGAACGACUGGAUGGGAGGAGUACACUCUCACAACACAAACUAAUUCUCUGUUCAAGGUCGAAAACACAAACGUGCCUCUUUCCUACUACGUGGGAAUUCUAGGUCUGCCAGGUAUUACUGCAUAUGGGGGAUUUUUUGACGUUUGUCACCCCAAGAAAGGAGAAAAAGUACUUGCAUCAGCAGCAGCAGGUGCAGUUGGUCAGCUUGUCGGGCAAUUCGCAAAAUUGACAGGUUGCUAUGUUGUUGGAAGUGCUGGAAGCAAAGACAAGGUUGAUCUUUUGAAGAACAAGUUCGGAUUCGAUGAUGCUUUCAAUUAUAAGGAAGAGGUUGACCUCGAUGCUGCACUGAAAAAGUAUUUCCCCGAGGGAAUUGAUAUAUACUUUGAAAAUGUUGGGGGGAAGAUGCUGGAUGCAGUGCUCCAGAAUAUGAACAUGAACGGUCGAAUUUCUGUUCGUGGAAUGAUCUCACAAUACACUUUUGAAAAGCCUGAAGGAGUACACAAUUUGAUGUGGCUCUUUUACAAGCGAAUUACCAUGCGAGGUUUUUCCGCUUUCGAAUUCUAUCACCUCUUAUCAAAGUUUGCUGAAUUUGUGUUGCCUCAGAUCCAAGAAAACAGGCUAAUCUAUGUUGAAGAUAUUGCUGAAGGCCUCGGGAGUGGCCCUGCUGUCCUUGUAGGUCUCUUUAGGGGUCGCAAUGUUGGGAAACAACUUGUCUUGGUUGCUUGUGAGUGA
Messenger RNA from Coffea eugenioides, 1521 nucleotides. RefSeq lists its product as uncharacterized. Lineage: Eukaryota; Viridiplantae; Streptophyta; Magnoliopsida; Gentianales; Rubiaceae. The coding region runs from base 1 to 1521 and encodes 506 amino acids. Gene Ontology annotation, molecular function: 2-alkenal reductase [NAD(P)H] activity. The transcript is spliced from 8 exons. The record is from RefSeq and is a predicted model, not a curated record.